This is a messenger RNA of Merops nubicus (carmine bee-eater), 755 nucleotides long. RefSeq names its product A-kinase anchor protein 7 isoform gamma-like. Gene Ontology annotation, molecular function: protein kinase A regulatory subunit binding. The transcript is spliced from 6 exons. The record is from RefSeq and is a predicted model, not a curated record. Gene Ontology annotation, cellular component: cytosol. The annotation marks the transcript as partial. Lineage: Eukaryota; Metazoa; Chordata; Aves; Coraciiformes; Meropidae.
AAGGGCUGGAAGAUGUACAGCAAGAGAAAAGGCUGCAACAGAGGAAAGAGCCACAUCCCACUGAUUCAGCAGAAUUUCUGAUGGCAGAAAUGCCAUUUGUUGACACAGAUAUUGAAGAAGAAUUUGCUAUGCAUGCAGCCUCUGAAAUAAAUAUAAAAAAGAAAAGAAAGAGGACUACUGGAAGAGAAACUGAAGAAGGCAGUGAGAGAAAGAAGAAGAAGAAAAAAGAGUAUCAGCCAAAUUAUUUCAUUUCUCUUCCAAUUACUAAUCCUGAGAUUACUGGCGGUAUUCAGGCUGUCCAAAAUGCAAUAAUACAAAAGGAUCAAAGGCUUUCCAAAGCAAUGAUUCACUCUGGCUCUUUGCAUGUCACCAUGCUAGUGAUGCACUUAUCCAAUAAAGAAGAAAUUAGCAUAGCAGUUGGUGCUCUUUCAGACAGCAAGGAUUUUGUAGAAGAUCUCCUGAAGGGAAAAACUGUGGGUUUGUCUUUUCGAGGAAUUGAUCACUUCAAAAAUGAAGUUGGAUUUGUGAAGUUGGCAGAAGAUGAUCAUACUGCUAUCCUCAAGGAAAUAGCAGAGACUAUGAGGAAAAUAUUUCAAGAGAAGGGCAUCUUGGCAGGAGAAGAAAGAGCUUUUAAACCACAUCUGACCUUCAUGAAGUUGUCAAAAUCAACACAGCUGCGUAAGCAGCUGAAGAGAGACAGAAUAGCUGCUGAUGUCUUCUAUGAGCUGUACUGUAAGCCGUUACAGGAAGUUUGA